Saccostrea echinata is the source of this 2002-nucleotide messenger RNA. RefSeq names its product putative ferric-chelate reductase 1 homolog. NCBI's taxonomy places the organism in Eukaryota, Metazoa, Mollusca, Bivalvia, Ostreida, Ostreidae. Gene Ontology annotation, molecular function: oxidoreductase activity, acting on metal ions. The transcript is spliced from 16 exons. Bases 141 to 1982 code for a protein of 613 amino acids. The record is from RefSeq and is a predicted model, not a curated record.
AUAUGCGUAAAGGAAGACCAUCUUUCUGAGAUCGCAGUACUGUAAAAAAAAAAAUGAAGUUCGUGACGUGAUUGUCAGUGAUCGGCGACUAACAGUUCUAUUUCCAUACAUAAAGUCGUUUUUACGCAGACAGAGGUAACAUGUUCAUCGCAUAUGUGGGUUUGAUAUUACUUUGUGGAUGCCAUGGUUACCCAUCUGGAGCACCUGAAUCUGCGUGUGACAACAUGACACCCAUACAUGGAGCCCCUCCUCAAACUACGUCAUCACCUUACGUCAUUACAAUGUCAUCUUCCCAUUUGACUACGGAAAAUAAUUUAACAAUCACUAUUUCGUCGAAGGAUGGUCAGACGACCUUCAAAGGUUUUCUGUUGGAGGUUUUUACAAACUUAUCAAGUCCAAUACGAUUCACAGGAGGCGAGUUUAAAGUACCCGAUAAUGCUAAAAGGCGUUGUAUUGGAGGUGCAACUCAUACAGAUCAUAACCCAAAGUUGCUCUGUAUUCUUUCUUGGAAUCCAACAAAUCGUUUUAAAGGAAUAGUAAAGUUCAGGGCUACAGUUGUUCAGUCCCUUAAAAUCAUUUGGAAAAAUAUUGAGUCUGAGUCUGUGAGGGUUGAUUAUCUUCCUCCAUCUACAGUUCCUACCACUGACAUCACUACCAUGCCGAUCUCUUCAAGCACACAAAUGGAAGAAACUACCACGCCGGUUCCAUUCUCUAGCACAAAAGGGAUGCCUUUCGACUAUCCCCACUGUAGGAAAGGUUUUGGUUGCUUUAAACCAUGUCUCGGCAAGAAAUGUGACGCCGUUGUCCAAUGGAGAAGACAAGGAAAAUUUGUUGAUUUCAGUAUUAUAUCUCGCCUAAAAAAUCAAAUAGACAGAUGGAUUGCAAUUGGAAUUUCUCCAACAGGCAAAAUGUCGAAAACGAGCGUUGUGAUGUGUAUUCUCUAUAAUAAUGAAGUACGUGUUUUGGAGGGCAUUAACGAAGGGUACAGUUUCUCUGUAUUACCAAACACCUCCCUUGGCUUGAUCAACAUAACGACUUCCGUUAUCGGUCAGAUUUUGAAGUGCUCUUUUUCACGCAAAAUUAAUGUCACCGGGGAUUUUGGCAAUGUAUACAGUUUAAUGAAAAAAUAUUACAUAAUACUCGGAAACGGACCAGUCACCGUGGGAACCCCCAAGAGACACGAGAAGAUUCCUGUUGUCAGUGCAGAAAAAGUCGAUUUUUUGUUGAACCAGACGGUUGGGUUUGGAGAACAGUCCAUGCUUCUCUAUAAAUUACAUGGAAGUUUAAUGAUAUUUGCAUGGAUAUUUCUGUCCAGUAUUGGUAUAAUAACUGCCCGUUAUUACAAGUCGGAGUCGGGGGAUAUGAUGCUUGGCGGAGUCAAAGUCUGGUUUGCUAUACACAGAACAGUAAUGUCACUCGUAUUUAUCAUUACUACUGCCGCAUUUGUAAUAAUCUUCAUACAAGUCGGUACCCUUCUUCAGGAGACAGAUUGCAGUAGUUAUCUGAGGUACCAUCCAGGGCUUGGAAUCGCAGUCAUGGCACUCACUGUUGUUAAUCCAACGAUAGCCCUCUUUCGCUGCAAUCUUGGUCACAAAUACCGACACGUCUUUUAUUAUUUUCAUAUGUUUAUUGGAACUUCUGCACAAAUCCUAGCAGCAAUAACGAUCUAUUUUGGAGUCAAUCUGGAAAAGUCAAACACACCUGUGGGGACAUCAAAUGUCGUCAUAGCUUACAUUGUAACAUACAUCAUCAUUGAAGUUAUAUUAGAAAGUGAAAAAUACUUCAGUGACAUGAAAGAUGAACCUGAGAGACAACAUCUUCUUCAAUCGUCAGGAAAAGAAAAUCAUUCAGCUAAACAGCGAUCUCAAGCUAACGGUUUCAAAUUAUCAAUCCUGAUGAUUCAUUUCCUAUGUAUGUCAAUGUACUGUUUGAUAUUGAUUUAUCUAGUGAUAACGGCACCACUAAAGCAAAAUGUGAAAUAAAAGAGAGAGAAAAAUAUAAA